UGACGCAGUUUUGCUGCAGUACCACGUGAGAGCACGCGUCGUGUGUUGCUAGUGAUGCGCACUUCAACUUUGACUUCAACUUAUUCUCAUCAAGGCCAUCUAUAGAAUUCUCAUUCUGAGCGGACUCGCACAGAAAACGAGGGAUCUUGAUUUGGAGAUUGAGAUGGAUCAGCAUGAUCCACCAGUGUCUGAACUACUGCCGCUCAUGCGGGCUGCAUCAAUGUCACCAAAAGGACCAAAGUGGUCUCUGGAGGGCUCCGCUGACAGCGACGGGGAAUGGGGUCCGUCACGGAGUGUGAGGAAGUCUCAGAGGCCGAGGAACUGCACUCCCAUAGACAGUGGCUCUGAGAGCGACUUUCGGCCAGUUGUGAAAGAGGAGAUAAAGAUUGAAGUCACUUCACCAAGGGUUGAGCGGCCGUCGUCUCCCUCGGUGUCGGACGACGAUCCUUUGUCGGACCACGCUCUGCAUUCUUUAGUGAAGGAGGAAAAGUACCGACCUCGAUCACCGUCACCGUCUGAGGACUUCAUCGGGUUUACUGAGGUGGACCGGGACAGUGCCUGUUUCAUCUCCAAUGCAAAAAGGAGUCUGUUACUUGGUUGUUCGUCUGCCAUUCGAGACUCUACUGAAGUUUUUGCUGAAGGAGUGUUCAUCAAGAGUCAACGUCUCGUCAUAAACUACCGAGAUGUGGACGGUCUCGAUGAUAGUAACAUAUUUUGUGACGUGUGCUGCCGCGAUUGGGACGGUGAAUGUCCCGUCCAUGGACCGCUCAAGAUCAUACACGAUACCAAGGCACGACCCGGUAUCGGAGAUGUCGACAGGGACGUCAAGACUCUCCCGCCUUCUCUCAGCUCUGGUCCGUCGACAAAUCCAGCGUCUGGCACCGGAGUUUUGGCGGAGAAGGACAUACCUGCGCGCCAAAGACUCGGUCCUUACGAGGGCACCUUGACCACCGAGCAGGGUCAGGCCCGAAGUCGAACAACCGGGUACAGAUGGCAGAUCAAGAAGGAUAAGCGCGUGCAUCACUCGGUGAAUGCCGAAGACCCGAGCUGCAGCAACUGGCUCAGAAGGGUCAACUGUGCCCGCUCGGAGGAAGAACAAAACAUAGUGGCCUUCCAGUACCGGGGCCAGGUAUACUUCAGGACGUCAAAGCCCGUUCCGCGGGGCUCUGAGCUGCUGGUGUACUACGCAGACGACUCGGCCCGGGAACUGACCGUCCACUCGGAGACGUCUGAGAAGUCUGUGACUUCCUCUCCGGCCGGACCUUCAUCUUCAGGUGUUGGUCGCACACUUCAGUGUCCCUACUGCGACGUCAGAUGUCUGGGACAACAACAUCUGGACGGACACGUGAAGAUAAGACACGGUCACAUCGGCAGGAACGGGAGAUUCAAGUGCGAGCGGUGUCAAUACUCAACUGACAAGUCCGCCCGUAUGAAACACCACCGCAUGACUCACACGGGAGAGCGACCCCACUGCUGCUCUAUCUGUACGGCACGGUUCGUUCAACGGGCACACCUAAACACACACAUGCGGACCCACACGGGGGAGCGGCCGUUCGGCUGCUCCAUUUGCCCGGCACGGUUCGCUGACCUUUCAUCGCGUAUCGGACACAUGCGUACCCACAGUGGGGAGAGGCCAUACGGCUGCUCCAUCUGCCCGGCACGGUUCACUGUUCGAUCAAGCCUCAACAUACACAUGCGGACCCACACUGGGGAGCGGCCGCACGGUUGCUCUAUCUGCAAGGCACGGUUCUUUGAACGGUCACAUCUUACUGCACACAUGCGGACCCACACUGGGGAGCGGCCGUUCGGCUGCUCCAUCUGCACGGCACGGUUCACUGAACGGUCUACCCUAACAAAACACAUGCGCACCCACACAGGGGAGCGGCCGUACGGCUGCUCCAUCUGCCCGGCACGGUUCACUCAGCGGGUUAAGGCCACCGCACACUAUCCAUUCGAGCGCAAGUAA
Messenger RNA from Amphibalanus amphitrite, 1966 nucleotides. RefSeq names its product histone-lysine N-methyltransferase PRDM9-like. The record is from RefSeq and is a predicted model, not a curated record. The transcript has 12 exons. Gene Ontology annotation, molecular function: histone methyltransferase activity; protein binding. Gene Ontology annotation, cellular component: nucleus. The coding region runs from base 164 to 1966 and encodes 600 amino acids. NCBI's taxonomy places the organism in Eukaryota, Metazoa, Arthropoda, Thecostraca, Balanomorpha, Balanidae.